Molecule: messenger RNA, 302 nt
Organism: Racocetra persica
Lineage: Eukaryota; Fungi; Glomeromycota; Glomeromycetes; Diversisporales; Gigasporaceae
Source: the annotation of a GenBank genome assembly
GAUUCGCAGAUCUAAACUUUUUAUAUUGGAUAUUAUUUGGCAGGUCAUCAUUGGAACUCUCAGCGUUGAUGCCACGAGAUCCCGCAGCAAAUAAGAAAGCUAUAAUGUACUUGUUAAUUAAUUUAACGUGGCCUAUACUAGCUGAUUUUGAUUUUAAUAAUAUUUAUACUUUAAAACCAUUUUUUAAAAAUCCCACAUUUGGUGGUAUAUGGACGCCAUUGGAUCACUCAGAUGCUAUAGAAAAAGUUCAAGCAGCAUUAAAAAAAGGUCAAAUCCCAAUUAUAACUGCAAAAACUGGUGCG